Molecule: messenger RNA, 6514 nt
Organism: Hyaena hyaena (striped hyena)
Lineage: Eukaryota; Metazoa; Chordata; Mammalia; Carnivora; Hyaenidae
Gene: SYNM
Product: synemin
Exons: 5
Coding region: 89-3874 (1261 amino acids)
Biological process (GO): intermediate filament cytoskeleton organization; fast-twitch skeletal muscle fiber contraction
Cellular component (GO): neurofilament cytoskeleton; sarcolemma; intermediate filament
Molecular function (GO): structural constituent of muscle; intermediate filament binding; vinculin binding
Source: RefSeq, a predicted model, not a curated record
GGCAGCGGCGGGGCCGGAGCGGCGCGGAGGAGGGGACAAGACCAGGGCGGGAGGGAAGCGGUCGGCAGCGCCCCGUACGCCCAGCAAGAUGCUGUCCUGGCGGCUUCACACGGGCCCCGAGAAGGCCGAGCUGCAGGAGCUCAACGCCCGGCUCUACGACUAUGUGUGCCGCGUGCGGGAGCUGGAGCGCGAAAACCUGCUGCUGGAGGAGGAGCUGCGCGGCCGCCGCGGGCAGGAGAGCUUGUGGGCCGAGGGGCAGGCGCGCUUCGCCGAGGAGGCGCGCGGCCUGCGGCAGCAGCUGGACGAGCUGAGCUGGGCCACGACUCUGGCCGAGGGCGAGCGCGACGCGCUGCGGCGCGAGCUGUGGGAGCUGCGGCGGCUGGGCGAGGAGGAGCGCGCCGCCCGCGGCCGCCUGGACGCCGAGCUGAGCGCGCAGCGGCGCGAGCUGCAGGAGGCGCUGGGCGCGCGCGCCGCGCUCGAGGCGCUGCUGGGCCGGCUGCAGGCCGAGCGCCGGGGCCUGGAAGCGGCCCACGAGCGCGACGUGCGGGAGCUGCGCGAGCGCGCCGCCCGCCUGACCAUGACCUACCGCGCCCGCGCCGCCGGCCCCGCCGCGGCCCCGCCGCGCCUGCGGGAGGUGCACGACAGCUACGCGCUGCUGGUGGCCGAGUCGUGGCAGGAGACCGUGCGGCUGUACGAGGACGAGGUGCGCGAGCUGGAGGAGGCGCUGCGGCGCGGCCAGGAGAGCCGGCGCGAGGCCGAGGAGGAGACGCGGCUGUGCGCGCAGGAGGCGGAGGCGCUGCGGCGCGAGGCGCUCGAGCUGGAUCAGACGCGCGCGCUGCUGGAGGAAGAGCUGCUGCGGCUGCGGGGGGCGUACGAGCUGCAGGCGGAGGAGCGGCAGAGAGUGAUUGCCUGCCUGGAGGAUGAGAAGGCGGAGCUCACCUUGGCCAUGGCCGACCGGCUGCGGGACUAUCAGGACCUCGUGCAGGUGAAGACCGGCCUCAGCCUGGAGGUGGCAACGUAUCGAGCCUUAUUGGAAGGAGAAAGUAACCCGGAGAUACUGAUCUUGACUGAGCGCAUUGAAAACGUGCCACAAGACUUCAGAAGCAGAUCCUAUCAGUACGGCAGCACGGUGUUGCGGAGGGAGAAUGAACGAAAUCUGCUGUCCAGGCGGAAGGCCCCUCCGGCGAGCUCCGGCCACGGCCUGGCGUGGCGCUCUGACCUGUCGGCACAGCCCGGAGCUCGGCCCACCGGCGCGGGUGCUGCGGGCACUGGCUUCCUAGGCUCGGGAUAUUCUUCCCUAACCACUACCCGGUGGGAGAAAACUGACCGUAGGACUGCCGACUCUCACGAGAAAACUGCCAGCGGCCAAGCCAGGGUCAGAACUUUCUCUCCAACGCCUGGUAUUUUAAGGGAGACUGAGGCUCCAGUGAAAACAUUCCCCGAAGGACCGAGAACCGCAGGUACAAAGGCCGCCUCCGCUAAUGUAGCCAAAGAGCCCGCCGUUGCCCCAAAGUCCUCUCGGGAAAAUGCUUCUAGAAGCACGUGGUCAAGUGAGAGAACCGUCCUUGUGGAACGGAAGACGGAGGCUGAUGCCGUGAGAGAGCAGGAGAGGAACAGGCCAGGCACCGUCCAAACAAAGCGGGAAGAGAAGAUGUUUGAUUCCAAAGAGAAGGCUUCAGAGGAGAGGAAUCUAAGGUGGGAAGAGCUGACAAAGUUAGAUAAAGAAGCAAGGAAGAGAGAGAGCCAGCAAAUGAGGGAAAAGGAGAGAGGGAAGGAGUCGGAAAAGAAGAGUGUCCAAGAAAGAGAGGUACCGAUCAGUCUAGAAGUCUCCCAGGAUAGCACACUAGGGGAGGUCCCGAAAGGUUUGCAGGCUUCCCUCCAGGGGGACGCUCGUGAGGAUGCAGGCAGAGGCGUGGAAAGGAGGCAGGCCGGGUUCAGGCUGGGUGCCGGCGACACCACCACCAGCGCCCCGAAGGGUGACUCCACGACUGAAACCAUAGCCGAAAACAUCGUCUCCAGUAUCCUGAAGCAAUUUACCCAGUCUCCCAAUACAGAGGCGUCUGCUAAUUCUUUUCCGGACACGAAGGUCACUUACAUGGACAGGAAGGAGCUUCCCGGAGAAGGGAAAACAAAGACCGAGAUAGUCGUGGAGUCGAAAUUGACGGAAGAGGUGGAUAUUUCAGAGGAGGCUGGCCUGGACUACCUUCUGAGCAAGGAUGUGAAGGAGGUGGACCUGAAAGGCAAAUCGACCGAGCGGAUGAUAGGAGACAUAAUCAACCUGGGUCUGAAAGGGAGGGAGGGGAGGGCAAGGGUGGUCAACGUGGAGAUCAUUGAGGAGCCCGUGAGCUAUGUCGCCGGGGAGAAGGCAGAUGAGUUUUCUACCCCCUUCGAGGUGGAGGAGGUUGAUGAUGUGUCUCCGGGCUCCAAGGGGCUGGUUGAGGAGGAAGAGGGUUAUGGAGAAACAGACAGCACGUUCUCAGGUAAUCAGCAUGAAAAGACCAAGCGACCCCAGGGGAACGUAACUCGUGUUGAAGAAGUAAUGGAGGCAGGCGACUCGGAGGGAGAGCAGAGCUAUUUUGUGUCGACGCCAGAUGAGCACCCUGGGGGACAGGACAGAGAGGAGGGCUCAGUUUAUGGGCAGAUCCACAUCGAGGAAGAGUCCACCAUCAGGUACUCUUGGCAAGAUGAAAUCGUGCCAGGGACUCGGAGAAGAGUAAAGGCGGAUGAUGGGCUGGGAGAGAAGGUGGUGAGGCCGCUGGACGUUUCAGAACCCUCUGUGGAGGAGGACGUGGGUUCUACUCACUGGAAAGAACAAGCUAGAAGUGGAGAAUUUCAUGCCGAACCCACAGUCAUUGAGAAGGAGAUCAAGAUACCACAUGAGUUCCACACGUCCAUUAAGGGGGCCUUCAAGGAGCCCAGACACCAGCUGGUGGAGGUCAUCGGGCAGCUGGAAGACAGCCUUCCGGAGCGCAUGAAGGAAGAGCUGUCUGCCCUCACCAGGGAGGGCCAGGGCGGGCCGGAGAACAUUUCAGUCGAUGUAAAGAAAGUCCACACCUCUGGGGGUAGGUCCGUGACCUUGGUUGCCGAAGUCAACCUCUCGAGAACCGUGGAUGCCGAUCAGUUGGACCUGGAGGAGCUGAGCAAAGAUGAAGCCAGUGAAAUCGAGAAAACCGUGGAGUCGGUGGUGCGAGACAGCCUGGCUGGGCAGCAGGGCCCUGCGCCCGGCAGCCCAGACAGGGAGACCGCAGAGGACGCCCCGGCUGCCGGCUUUCGCUUCAAGCGCUGGGCCACCCAAGAGCUGUACCGCCCCGGGGGAGAGGAGGGCGAUGCCAGCCCGGCCUCUCCGAGCACGGAGCAGGUUACUUCCCCGGGUCCGGUGUCAGCCACGGUGGAAGUCACCAGCCCGAGGGGCUUCGCCCGGUCACACGUGGUAGAGGAUGUGAGCCGGUCUGUCAGGCGUGUUCAAGUAGAGCCCACUGGGAUUUGGAGGACUGAGCAAGUCUCACGAGAAGGACCCACUGCACAAGUGGUGGAGGUGGACCUGAGUAACGUGGAGGCCAACCCCCGCUGGACGCGAGAGACCACCGUCGUCUUCCCCGCAGGGUCGGAAGCAGCGGCAGGUGGUGCCCCUGACCACGGUGCCUGGAGAGACGGGGGCAGCGGGAAUGCCUGGGUGGCCAGCGUGAGCUUUCAGGGCUCCUCUGGGGACGGACACCAGGUUCCCGGGGAAAAGGGCAAGGCGCAGGCCGAGUUUGACAAGACGGUGCAGCUACAGAGGAUGGUAGACCAGAGGUCGGUGAUCUCGGAUGAAAAGAAAGUUGCCCUCCUCUAUCUAGACACGCAGGAGGAGGAGAAUGAGGGCCACUGGUUUUGAUAAGCAAAUACUUUUGUUUUCAGUGGUGUCUUAUUUGGGCGACAUGGUAGCACACAAAGGCCUUGACUUCUUUGAAGGAGGGAGGCUCAGUCUUUAUGAAGACCUCCUCCCUUUUGUACUUUCUCCAAAGAGCCUUCCAGGCGAUGUCAACUUGCUUUAUAACCUGUAAAGGUGUCAGAUUGAUUCACGCCUUGGAAGGCAUUGGAGUUUUACUUUUGAGUUGGAACUUUGACAAAAAUAUAUUUUUUUUCUGGAGUUUUCUCUCCACUGCUCAAGACAAUUUCGAUCAAUUUUGCUCCUGGUCACGGAAAUGCCUCGCAUCUAUAAUCAACACUAUAAUCAACUCUCUAUAGGGAAGAUGCCUAAAUGGUAACCAUAUAGUAAGAUGCCUAUAUAAGAUUAAAGUAAUAUAUUUAAGACUAAAUUUUAUUUGCAUGUGCUAAUAUGAAAUAACUAACAUUUAAAAGGAAAAAUGUACACAUUUGUCACUUUUCCAAGUCUUCUCAAAAAGAAAGCCUACGAAAGAAGCAGAUUGCUUCCAUAAAAAACAAAAAUUAAAAAAAAAAGACCCUAAAUGAUUCUAUCUUUAGGAAAAAGUUAAAUUCACUUUAAGACUUGAAUGGAUUGCUUUCUAUGUGCAGCACUUUAAAAAAUAUAUAGUAUUUUUAUUUAUGGAGAGGACAGCGUCAGCCUGUUUGACAGUCCAAGUCAGCACACUCGCUAUAUUUGUACAAGUUUAGGCCGGAGUGUGGGGGAACAGGUUAUGUGUUUCUUUCUUGUUUCUUUCUCACUGCACUAGCUUGUUAAGUAGCCACAAAUAUUCUGGUUUGUUACAACUAAGUUCUGCGGGAGCCGCCUCCGUCAGUGUUAAGCUUCUCUGCACUUUAGCCCUUAGCACUGUCUACGCGUUUAAUUUUACUGGCGGGAGGCAGACCCUGAAGACAGUGAAGAGAAUGCCAGUGCCCCGGCCUUGCCCGAUGGUCCUGUGCGGUGACACUGGAAGCACCGGCCGGACUGGGCCUCACAGAGAAGCCCUUUCCAUGCACCGCGAAAGGGGCCGAGGUCUGAGCGAUGCAAAAUGACAACCAACUUUGAGGCAGUUUUUGCAGUUUCAACAGAAAUCAUUACAGUUGGGUUUUUUUUUUGCCCAGGGAAGAGAGUACUCACGUUACAUAGGGUAAGGUGUCUAGGGGCAGGGACUGGUGUCUCUCCUGCUGCCUGGCACCCAGGAGGGACCCCGGAGGAAGGCAAAGGCCCUCCCCUCAUGGGCCAUGGGACGCCGACCUGCAGGUACACACCGUCAAGUUUAAGAUACUAGAAAGAGUGAGUAUCCUUUACUGGGUUGGUUUUAUUUUAUAGAAGGGCAUUGCUUUUAAGGCUUCCAUCUUUAAAGGUAUAGCGUCACACAGAAAUUACCUCUCCAGCAGCACGGUAUUAUUUUAAUCCAGACUAGUUGCUUGCACAUAGCGUUGUUUAAAAUGCACUUCAAGUAACAGAAUCCUAGAACUUCCAAUAGCGCGCUGAGGAAUAAUGGUUGAAGGUAAUGCCAACCUCUGGUGGCGUUACAGGAUGAUGAUGGGGGUGGCGGAUGUGGCAUGAAGGUCUUCCCUUGGGGUGGUGAGGGGGGAUGUCACACAGUGAUCCUCAGCUCCCAGAAAUGGCUACAGCAGGUAGUUUAGGGGGAGUGCAUUUUCUUAAUAAGUGGAGGAGAAAUGCAGCAGAGCUUUCAGGAUGAUCUGUUUUAUAAAAACACUGUGAAUCAGGGUACAGAAAAAGUCGAAUUGCAAGGUUAAACCUUUGUUAUCUUCCAGAUGAGCUAGUGGUUGUCACCGACUGGUACAGAGGUGAUGGCUUUGCAAACAAAGCCUUCCCAUUUCGAAUAGAGUCAAAGAUGGGCUGAUUUUAUGUGAGCUGUAAUUGGUAAUGGUAUUUGUAGAGGUGACUUCAUUGGUCAAGGUGACAGCCUACUGUUUUGAUGGCAAGACAGACUGAGGACGGGGGGUCUGUUAUGUGAGUCUGAGCUGGCUCGCUUUAGUGUCCCGCCCCUGCCUUGUGAUCUUGUAAAUGAGUGCUAAUGUGGACAGAUUAGUAAUAUCAUGACCCACCCCUCUUUGGAAAAUAUCUUAGGUCUUAAUUUAUAUUUCCACGUUAGAACACAUAUCUUCAAGAGGCACCCGGCCACGAGCACUUACCAAUAUGGACUCCUGAGCUGUCUUUGGCUAGUCAGUUUGUGGAUCACCCGGGAGCAAGGAUGCCCUCCACACUGUGAAGGUCACCUCAGAGCUCUGUGUCCUUUAAAACCAGUCGCUCGGGAGACCACAGAAAUCACCUUUGUGGGUCAGGACAGAACCAAUGUUCGCUGUUGCGUAGACAAAACAGUAUUAAUGGAAUGUUUGUCACCUUCCCGCUGGUUGUUUCGAUACUGUUUGUUUCAAAUGUAUAUUUAGAACAGAAUCAUUUACAAAGCUCAUCUUUCUAAGCUCCUGUUCCCUACGAAGGGAAAUGUCACAAGAAUGUAUAAAAAUAAAAGUCUAAGAAAAAAAAAAAAACUCAACCCUCCACAUUGUUCCUAAAGAGAAUGACUGUUUUCCAUUCGUGGUUUCUAUUUAAGCUCUAAUUAAAGCAGCUAUGUGUUUUACA